CAGAAAUUUCAGUAGAUGAUUCCUUCACUGAAAAAGCCAGUGAGCUUUUCCGAACGAGGUUUUGGAAUCUUGGACAGAGGAGAACUUAAUAUGGCUGAAACAGUGAAGAAAUCGAGAAUAGUAAGUGAGGAUAACUUAGAAGAAUCGCUAAUGGAAGAGUUCAAUAUGCGUCUAAAAAGCUGUCUAAGCCAAGAUACCCUAGAAAAACAAUCAGAAUCCACCGAGCAAGAGGAAACGCUGUACGAAAACAUUGAAACUGUGAAAUCCUCCUCGACCAUCACUAAGAGUUUUCUGAAAACAGAGAGAACCGUAGAAAUCUUAAACUCCUCCAACUCCUCCAACAUUUCCAACGGCCACUCAGAUUCUGCCACGACAGAAAACAUCUACGAAAACGUACAGAGUAUUACGAAGACCUCAUCCGAAUACAUGGACAUGGACGGUAACGUUGAAACGAUAAAAAAAGUCAACACCGAGGUCAUUUAUGAAGAUCUGAGAACCGAAGAUCAUGGUGACACCGGUUUGGUUAAAGAAGACAUCGCUUCGGAGAAGACGAAACCUAGCUUCACCCUUCUCACAGCCGCUUCGGUGGAUACGCCCGAGAAGGCUGAUCUGAAGUCAGCCAAAGACAGAAUGCUCCUCUCCACAGAUGACACCUCCACGUUGUUCUUUACCCAGACCGUCACGUCGCCGAUGCUCACCCCUUCAGAGGAGAACGUCGACUUCCUUAAAGGCUUCAGGAGGGAAUCGAGCGCGAACUCAUCGCCAAAAGAUAGCAGUCGUAGCGAAGAGUCUUCAACAGCCGCAAACCAACCGGACCUGGUGCUGGUGGGUGGUGGUGACGUUGAGGUUAUCGCCGGUAUUGAAAAGCCUCCAGCGGAAAAGACUCCAGAUGGAAAAGAGACCAGCGAGCCUUUAGCCGAAAAGUACGUGGAUCAGGUGCAGGAAAACAUCUACGAGAAUUUGGAAACGAUGGAUGAAUCCAUCUACGAGAACUUGGAGGAUCUCAAGUCAACGAGGCCUGUCACUGGCUGUUUCGAUAAAUUGGAAAACACUUCGGAAUCUUUGUCUGAAGCGUUGCCGGAAAUUGUGUCCCAGAUAGAACAGCGUAAAAUGUACGAAUUUGCAGAAGACGAUGACGUGACAGAGACCAGCGACGUCUAUUCCUUGGACAAGCAAGUGUCGGAUUCCGACUCCUCCAAUUUUGUCUUGGACCCUUCCAGGCCUGAAGAUGCACCAAUUAGCUCAAGAAAAGUCGAUAGAUUCGGCGUUAUCCAAGACUACAUCAACAGCGAAGGGGCCGCCGAGGAAGAUCAAGAGGACGAGGAGAGGGCCAGGAGAACCGCGGAGGACUUGGAGGAACACCAGAAGGCUGGUUACGACGAUGCCGAGGUCAUGGAUUACAUAGCAAUGACCGAACAACCUAAUCUUAAGGAAAAAGAAUCUACUGAAGUGAAAACUAAACCAGACGAGAACGGAGACGGUGUGCAGGUGCAAGAAGAUGAGACUGACGAUGCUUUUCGCGAGAUAAAAUCUCCCGGUCAGACCAGAAUAGUAGACGAGAUCGUCAAGAAUUAUAUUGUCACCAAGUCUGAUGCCUCAGCAAAGAACAGGGAGAGAGAUACCGAGACUGUACCGGCCAAGAUUGUGCAGAACUUGACGUCGCAGUUCAUGAAAGGGGCAGACGAGAAAGAAGACUCACUUUGUAAGAAUAAAAAGCACGAUGUCAACCAGCUGAAAUCGGUGGGCAUCAUGAAACAGAUCAACAGGUUCGAACAGAAAGACGAGAUAGUCGAGAGUACCCAAAUCACGGAAAAUUACGUGGAAACGACUUCUUUCGAUUCCAACAUGGGCGAGAAAGCGAUGAAAAAGAAAAAAACGAAAAAAACGCGCAAAGAAGAAAAAGAAAACAUUUCUGUUAAUGAAACUAACCUGGAAUCGUUUUAUAACGUGAGCGUUAAGAAUUUGCGUAGGAGUUUUGGAGAUUUAACAAAAAUCGAUGAUAAAAUUAAAAAAAAAACUUACAAAGAGGAGUAUUCAUUAGAAAAGAAAGGGCGUUCGAAAUCUUUGAACUCCCUUACAUCGUGUCAAAAAUAUUUUGAUAAGAAUCUAUCAGGAGUGUCUGUCAAGACGUUGAAAGAGAAAUUUAACACGAGCUCUCAUCAUGGUCAAGAAAAAACACAUGAUAACACGAGAUCUGUGCGUAGUUUAUUGCGUAGCAGUAGUCAAAACCUAUCCCAAGUGAAAUCCAGUUUCAGCAAGUUUGACGCUCUACAAAAGAAAAAUGUGUUGCAUAUAAGAAGUAGCGAUUCGACCAGAGCCCAAGAAAAAUUCAACGGAACAGGUAUCGACACAACACUCUGUAAGUGCUGUGGCAAACAAGUGUUCCAAAUGGAACAAAUUAAAGCGGAAAAAGCAGUCUGGCACAAAAACUGCUUCAGAUGUCACGAAUGUAAUAAACAGCUCAACGUCGAUACGUAUGAAAGCCAUGAAGGAACAUUAUAUUGUAAACCCCAUUUCAAAGCACUGUUCGCCCCUAAGGCUGUUGAUGACAUUGAUGAACCACCCAAAACGAGAAAAACUGAAGUUAUAAUACGCGAAAACCAACCGUUAGAAUUACCACCUGAUGUCGUUAGAGCAAGCGAUAAACCAGACCUUGGUCUAGAGGAACUUCAGAGCCUUAAUGUUAAAGAACGAUUCCAUGUCUUCGAACAGCACCAGUCAUCUGACAGUACUCUAGAACGCACCCAAGUCAAUGUUAAAAGGUCUCCAUCAAUUCUAUCCAAAUUAGCCAAAUUUCAAUCCAAAGGCAUGGACAUUGGUGUUACUGAUGAGUCGUUGAACGGUAUACCUAUUGAAGAAAGCUCUAGUGAUGAGGAGGAGGAAAAUAUCCCGGAAGGAGAAGACGCAGAGUUGGUCAGAGCGAAAAGGGUCCAAAAAGAAAAACCUUUCCAUUUCACAGGAAUGUCCGACGUCAAAAAUAGGUUUGAACAUGGAGAAUCCAAUAGUAGAGAUGAGAGACGUGAAGAGAGAAAGCAAGAGAUUCAAUCAAUUAGGAAUAAAUUGUUUAUGGGUAAACAAGGUAAAAUGAAGGAGGCUUACCAAGAGGCUGUUAUGAAAUCAGAGUCUUCCGUUAAUUUAAAGAAGGAAGACAUCCAAGUAUGUGACACUAAAACAAUAAAGGAAAGGUUUGAGAAAGGUGAAAUUGUUCAAGAGGCCAAAGAUGAAAAGGAUGAAGAAGAGCUAGAAAUCUAUGAGAGUGAGAUCAGUAAAAAGUCCAGAAGUCUUUUCCUUGAACUAGACGCCAAUGCAUCAAAAGCACCUCAGCUAACGACUGCAGCUCCCAAACUCGAAAUCAAAAAAGCAAGAGAGGCCUAUAUACAGAAGUCUGCAUCUCAGGACACUGUGAAGUGUACGGAACAAAUUGACGAUGUAACAGUGCAGACAGCAGACAUACAACAGAGAUUUAAAUUUUUCGAGACCUAUAGAGAACCAGAGAAACAGAGAAAACAGUUCAGGAUCACACCUCCAAGAGAGGGACAAGUCAAGGGAUCCACACCAGAAAGAGAAUUGUACCACGACCCAGACAUAGUAAGAGCUGAUGAAGUAAUAGAAGAUUCUGUCAUUGCAAAAGAAACACACACCGCCACAAAAAUGUUGAACAAAUUCAGGCAGAUGGAAGAGAAUAUGUCCAAAGAGCCGGUACCCCAAGGCCCUAAACCUCUGAAAAGGUUUACACCUCCACCAGAACCUUCUAGAGAAGAUAAAUCUAGUGAAGAAGAAGGGUCAGAAAGCGAAGAGGAGGAAGUGGAUGAAUUGGACCAAAUUAAUUCGCAGAAAGUAGAAGAUGAAGAUCUCAUUGAGGCUAAGAAAGCUGCCCGAGCUAAGCAAUUAACAGCAAAGUUCGAAAAAUGGGAAGCCCAAGAAAUCAAAAAGGAGCAAAAUAACUUAAUAAACGUCAAUGAAGAUGAUCAAUCGCAAAUUGAAUCAACGAAAUUAUUAAGGGAACGAUUCGAAUCGAUGAAAGCUACUCACAUCGAAGUAAACAAACAGCCAAAAAUAAAAGUUAACCGAUUUGUGUGAAAAAAUUAGUAAAUUUUUUAUGGACUCCAAUCUACCCAUGAAUCAUCAACAAAUUUAAGAUUCAAACCAUCUUUGGCACCAAAUCAUUUUUUGACUAACAAACACUUCAAAAUAUUGAAUGUCGAUAUUUUCAAUGUGAAUUUGUAAUGUUUUAUGUUCUUACCCCAACAGAAGUAUGUGUUAUCUAACUGUUAUUUUUCAAAAGAAUUUGUUAUAUUAUAUUAGAGUCAAUUUUAAAUGUAUUAAUGUUUACAUCUAUCUUUUUUCGAAUAUAAUGUUCUUACAAUUUUUAUAUAUGUCAAUUUUUAGGAUAUUUUUGAAUUCGUAAGAGUUUUACUGACCGUUGUCUUCUUUAAUUAGAAUUUAUAUUUAUGAAAUAAUUUUUAGGACAAUAUUAUAUAAUAUGAUAUAAGUUAUUGUGCCAAUUCUACAAUUUAUUUGAAGAGUGCAAUAAAACUGUACGCAUGCACAGAAAGGUUUUCAUUAGAAACAACAAAAAUGUAGCAAAAAAAACCCAAUAAAAAAAUUCUUUUUCAUCAGCUAUCAAAGAAAUGUGGAUUAUGGUUGUAUAAAAGGAUUCCCUAAGGUUGAAAUUCAAACAUUAAUAUUUUAUAUAACACAUUAUUGAGAAUACCAAAAUUCUGUAACAUAACUUUUUCAGGCAAGUCAGUCUAUAUAUUUAUUUUCAUUUUAUAUUUGAAGAGGUUUGUUCUCAUUGUUUUUUAUCCAAAAUAAAACUUCACUCAAUCUUUCAA
Messenger RNA from Harmonia axyridis, 4835 nucleotides. Its product is annotated as F-actin-monooxygenase MICAL3. Gene Ontology annotation, cellular component: actin cytoskeleton; plasma membrane. The transcript has 24 exons. Gene Ontology annotation, molecular function: actin filament binding. The coding region runs from base 16 to 4080 and encodes 1354 amino acids. NCBI's taxonomy places the organism in Eukaryota, Metazoa, Arthropoda, Insecta, Coleoptera, Coccinellidae. The record is from RefSeq and is a predicted model, not a curated record. Gene Ontology annotation, biological process: actin filament bundle assembly.